Molecule: messenger RNA, 530 nt
Organism: Nelumbo nucifera (sacred lotus)
Lineage: Eukaryota; Viridiplantae; Streptophyta; Magnoliopsida; Proteales; Nelumbonaceae
Product: acyl-CoA-binding protein
Biological process (GO): fatty acid metabolic process
Molecular function (GO): fatty-acyl-CoA binding
Source: RefSeq, a predicted model, not a curated record
UCUAUUUAUUCCUCCCCUGCUUCCACACACUGAGCAUACUGCCUACAAACUCUCUCUCAUCUCUGGCUUACGAGUGAAGCAGAAAGAAAGACGAGAUGGGCUUGAAGGAAGAGUUUGAAGAGUAUGCUGAGAAGGCCAAGACCCUUCCUGAGACCACAACAAAUGAGAAUAAGCUCAUCCUUUAUGGACUCUACAAACAAGCAACUGUUGGACCUGUGAACACCAGCCGCCCUGGGUUGUUCAAUAUGAGGGACAGAGCAAAGUGGGAUGCAUGGAAGGCGGUUGAAGGAAAAUCACAGGAGGAAGCAAUGAGCGAUUACAUCACCAAGGUCAAGCAACUGCAGGAAGAAGCAGCUGCCUCCGCUUGAUAUUUGUUUCCAUAAUGUGGAACUUUGAAAUGGAUUAUGUGAUUGUAUGUCUUUGACAGGAAACACAGUUUUAGUGGGUUUAUCAGGUAUUGUACUUUGACAAUAUUAUGCCAAAUGGAGUGUGGACUCCUUAGUUAAAUGCAUGCAAAUAUUAGUAAGCUA